Molecule: messenger RNA, 810 nt
Organism: Bufo bufo (common toad)
Lineage: Eukaryota; Metazoa; Chordata; Amphibia; Anura; Bufonidae
Product: actin-binding Rho-activating protein-like
Exons: 2
Coding region: 1-534 (177 amino acids)
Biological process (GO): positive regulation of Rho protein signal transduction; positive regulation of transcription by RNA polymerase II
Cellular component (GO): sarcomere
Molecular function (GO): actin binding
Source: RefSeq, a predicted model, not a curated record
AUGUCUGACCGUAAGGAAGAUAAGGAGCAGAGCCCUGAAGAUGAAAAACGGAGGAAGGGUCUUCUGUCCAAGGUAAAUCUCUCCACGCAGAUAAAAAUCAUAACCAUAUCUGACCUAAGGAAGGAAUGGCAGCAACGGUCUUCGGAGCACUUGGAGAAACAGAAGCUCAAUCCAUUUAGUGAUGACUUUGACCACCAGCAUGCCAUGAACGUCCGUCUCCGCAAGGGGGAUGAUGGCUAUGGAAGACCAGAGGAAGGUAGUAAAACAGAGCAAAGGGGCAAGAGGGCUUUUCAGCACAUCCACAAGGAGAUUGAUGAAAUGUGCCUCAUCGUAAGAGACAUAGGGGUGAGAGGCAGAGAUGGCCGGAUCAGAGUAACAUUUGGGAGACUGUUUGAAAGAUAUGUGCGGAUCUCGGACAAGGUGGUUGGGAUCCUCCUGAGGGCUCGGAAGCAUGGACGACUGGACUUUGAAGGAGAAAUGCUGUGGCAGGGAGUCCAUGAUAACGUUAUCAUCACUCUGCUCGAGCAAGAUUGACAAACAAAAUGAAUGAAGAAUAACGUGGCUUCUAUGUCUGUGAUCACAUUCAUUUAUUAGUUAUUGUAUGACAUGAAAGGAUCAUUAAAGGAACACUCCAGACAAACCUGGGGGCGGUGCAUGACACAAAUAUUAAAAGAAGAGCAAAGUAGAAUCAUGCUGCGGCGAUUCAGACUCUGCACUAUGCAUGAAGUAUAUGAGGGUUUAAGGAGAGACCUAUAUCCUUCGCACAGCACAAUUAAAGGGGUUAUGCCAUGAUUGAUUUAAAAAAAUGAA